This is a messenger RNA of Varanus komodoensis (Komodo dragon), 2651 nucleotides long. RefSeq names its product catalase (gene CAT). The transcript is spliced from 13 exons. The record is from RefSeq and is a predicted model, not a curated record. Bases 141 to 1727 code for a protein of 528 amino acids. Lineage: Eukaryota; Metazoa; Chordata; Lepidosauria; Squamata; Varanidae. Gene Ontology annotation, biological process: response to hydrogen peroxide; hydrogen peroxide catabolic process. Gene Ontology annotation, cellular component: mitochondrion; cytoplasm; peroxisome. Gene Ontology annotation, molecular function: catalase activity; heme binding.
UCAGGGUCUGGCAGGAGGCGGCACGGGAGGCGCUCUCCAGGCCUCCUUCGUACCGCUCAGAGGAGGGCGUCCGUCCGUCCGUCCGUCCCAAAGGGGUUCCCCUCACCCUUGCAGCUGGGGUCUGUCUGGAGUCUUAGAAAAUGGCCGGAAGUCGCGACUGCGCUAGCGAGCAGCUGAAGCGCUGGCAAGAGCAGCGAGGCUCGCAGAAACCUGAUGCCUUGACCACAGGAGCAGGAAUCCCAGUGGGAGACAAGCUAAAUGUCAUGACGGUGGGCCCACGAGGCCCUCUCUUGGUCCAGGAUGUGGUUUUCACUGAUGAGAUGGCACACUUUGACCGAGAAAGGAUUCCUGAAAGGGUUGUGCAUGCCAAAGGAGGAGGAGCUUUUGGCUAUUUUGAAGUUACUCAUGAUAUCACCAAAUAUUGCAAAGCAACGAUAUUUGAACAUAUUGGGAAAAGAACUCCACUUGCUAUUCGGUUUUCUACUGUCGCUGGAGAAUCAGGCUCAGCUGAUACAGUUCGUGACCCUCGAGGCUUUGCAAUAAAAUUCUAUACAGAGGAUGGUAACUGGGACCUUGUGGGGAAUAACACACCUAUCUUCUUUAUUAGAGAUACCAUGCUGUUUCCAUCUUUUAUCCAUACCCAAAAAAGGAACCCUCAGACUCAUCUGAAGGAUCCAGAUAUGGUAUGGGACUUCUGGAGUCUUCGUCCUGAGUCUCUGCACCAGGUGUCGUUUCUUUUCAGUGAUCGUGGCAUUCCUGAUGGAUUCCGUCAUAUGAAUGGCUAUGGAUCACAUACAUUUAAGCUGGUAAAUGCUAGUGGAAAAGCAGUGUACUGCAAAUUUCAUGCUAAGACUGAUCAGGGAAUAAAAAACCUUUCUGUUGAAGAAGCUGGAAGACUGGCCUCUGAAGACCCUGACUAUGCCCUGCGUGAUCUUUAUAAUGCUAUUGCAAAUGGAAACUAUCCAUCUUGGAGUUUCUAUAUUCAGGUUAUGACAUUUGAACAAGCUGAGAAAUUUCCAUUCAAUCCUUUUGAUGUAACUAAGGUUUGGCCUCACAAAGAUUAUCCUCUCAUCCCUGUGGGAAAACUUACCUUGAGCAGAAAUCCUACCAAUUAUUUUGCUGAGAUAGAACAAAUUGCAUUUGACCCAAGCAACAUGCCUCCAGGGAUUGAACCAAGCCCUGAUAAAAUGCUACAGGGUCGUCUUUUUGCCUAUCCGGAUACCCAUAGACAUCGUUUGGGACCCAACUAUCUUCAGAUUCCUGUAAACUGUCCAUACCGAACUCGGGUGGCCAACUACCAGAGAGAUGGGUUUAUGUGCCUGAGUGACAACCAAGGUGGUGCCCCAAAUUAUUAUCCAAACAGUUUUACUGGCCCAGAAGAUCAGCCUGAUUUAAAGGAGACCCGCAGUUAUAUUUCGGGUGAUGUGCAGCGCUUCAACAGUGCAAAUGAGGAUAAUGUGUCUCAAGUGCGAGACUUUUAUACCAAAGUACUGAAGGAGGAAGAACGUGAGAGGCUCUGUGAAAACAUUGCUAGCCAUCUUAAGGAUGCUCAACUUUUCAUUCAGAAGAAAGCGGUGAAAAACUUUACUGAUGUUCACCCUGAGUAUGGUGCACGCAUUCAAGCCCACUUGGACAGAUACAAUGCUAAAGGUGGCAACAAGGAUUGUGUGCGUAGCUAUACACAAACUUCAGGCCAUCUUAUUGGACAGGAAAGAUCAAAUUUGUAAAUCCUUUGAUCUUUGAUUACCAGUCCCACUGGUAAUACCUUUAUGACACCGAAUUUACAUCCGUCCAACUGGAAAAUAAGCUGUGGAAGGCCUUAACAAAUAUGAAAGCUUUCUGUGUUUUACUGAAACUUCUUUUAUACUGGCAACUGUAAUGCAAAAAAAAAAAAAAAAAUCAAAUCUGCAUUUGAAUUUGUGAUUAAAAAUUAAUUGAAUAAUAGCCUGAUGACUUGUAAUGCUAUCUGUCUGCACUUGUAAAGCUGCAUCUAUGCUGACAAUAACUUUUAAGUGAUAUCUCUGAUGUCCAUGACUUUUCCUUGUAUUUGCAAAUUAAUCAAAACUUUGAUUUGCUUUACUGUUUUAUUCUUCUCCCUCAGAGGAGGGCAAAUGUGAACUUUCCGAUGUUUUGCCUAACAUACCUCAUCACCCAUAGCUGUUGGUAAGGGAUGAUGAAAGUUGUAGACUAAAACAGCUAGAGAACCAAAAGUCAGCUACUGCUUUUACAACCUUGCAUUUAUUUACCCAACAAUUAUCUAAUGUUACAGAUAUCUCUUAAAUUUUACUAGCAGUGCAAAGCUCUGUAUGUCAGUAGUAAGUUAGAUCCUUAUUUUACAUGUAUUAAUAUUAAAUAAUAGCAAUUUCUUUAAAAUACUCAUACCUACUAUGCAAUUCUUUUGAUUAAAAACCAUAUUGUUUGAGUUAAUUUGUCAUGCUUUUAAAAAUCAUUGAUACAAUUCCUCUUGGAUGAAAAAAUACACAUAAGUGCAAAUCUUACCUUGUACUGGUGCUAAAAUGCAUGUUUUCUUUGAGACAGGAUGAAUUUCAACUAUGUAUUUCAAAGAGUGGAUUUGAAAAUUUAUAUUGGAUUAUACUGACAAUACUUAAUCUAAAGUUAAAUUCUACAAUAAAUUACACUAAAUUACUACA